Molecule: messenger RNA, 2160 nt
Organism: Paramecium pentaurelia
Lineage: Eukaryota; Ciliophora; Oligohymenophorea; Peniculida; Parameciidae
Source: the annotation of a GenBank genome assembly
AUGGCAUCUUAUUCAGGAGAACAAUAAGUCAAAACUGUCAUUAAUACAGAUGAUAUUAAAGAGAUUGUAGCAAUCCUUAAUAAUAAAUUUAAUGAGAAUUAUAGUUUGGUGUCCUUUGAUGAACAAAAUUAGUAAUCAUUAUUGAAUAAUAUUUUAGAUUUGAAUUCUUGGAACUGUUAAAUAAAAUAUUUACACAUCUAGACUCAAGAUGGACUAUAGAUGUUAAAGUAGAUAAUUAAGAAACUAUUAUCUAUAAAAUUACUGAGUAUUUACGAAUUCUAAAUUACCCAGGUUAAUUUGAUGAUAAAUGGUCGCAAUCAGUCUUGAUUGCAGAUAAGAAAGUUGUCUAUCCAAUUUUUUAUUAUUUAUUAACUAGAUAUCCAGAAUUAGAAAAAAGAGCUUAUUUAGCCAAGUAUUUAGUACCAGUAUUUGUGCCGGAUGAAUUUUAAAUGGACAAUGAUAUUAAGACAUGUGUUGAUCAAAUCAAAGACUUAUAAGCUUAAUUCUAAGUACAUCAUUAGUCACUUGAAUAAGUAUAAUCAUAAUCAAUGAAUCCUGAAGAAUUGAAAAAGGAUAUUACUUAAUUUGAAUAAGAAAGAGAAUAAUUAUUAAAUAAGAUUAGCAAUUUUAAGAGUAAAGUAUUAACUAAACCAAAUUUCAAUGAAUUAUUAGAUGUUACUAAUAUGUUAAGAAAGGAAUAAGAAGAAGAAGCUAGAUUAUAAGAUAAACUUAGAUAAUAAAGAAUGUAACUUGAUCAAACAGAUUAAAUGCUUUUAUAAGCUUAAUAGAGAUUGAUUGAUGCUUAAAAGUCAUUGGCUCCUGAUAAUUCACCAGAAUAAAUGUUAAUGGCUUUGAGAAAUGAAGUUAAAAGAAAUAGAGAAAUCAGUAAAGAUAGAUUGGGAUUUGAUUUAAAAGAGAGAAGAAAGAAAUUAGAAUAAAUUGAAAGAUUACUUGCUGAACCUCCUAUUACAUUAAAUGAAUUAAAUAAUUUAGAAAAUACAUUGAUGGCUUUAAGAAGAGCAGUAAAUUAAAUGGAAGAUAAAUUGAAAAGAGAAGCAAAACCUGAAGAUGAUAAAUUAACUAUUUAUAAAUAAUAAGCUUAACUGGUUGCUAAGAAAAAAGAAAGAGCAGUUGAAGAUAUUAAAAAGGUUGAGGAAGAAUAGUAAUUAAUAGAAAAGGAAGUAUUUAAAAAAGAAGAUUAAAUUGCAAAAGAGAGAGGACCAAAUUAUAAAACAAAAGGAGAAUUUAAAGAAUAUGCUAAUUAAUUAAAAGAUAAGAAAUUUUAAUAUCAAAAAUUAAAAGAUGAAUUAAAAGCAUUAUAAGCAGAAAGAGCAACAUUGGAAAGAACAGAAUAGAUUUUAAGAAAAUAAAAAAAUGAAUUACUUAAAUAAUAAUAAGAAUUAGAGAAAACACAUGGAAUUGUUGGUUAUAGUAAGAAAAAGGAAGGUUUAGAAAAAUUAUCAGAAGAAAACCAAUAAAUUAAUUUAUAAAAAGGUUAAACUUUAGAAGAGAUAUCUAAAAUUGUAAAUGAAAUUUAAGCCUAAAUUUAAUUAAAAAGACCUUUAAUAUAAGAACAAUUAGCAGAAAUUAAAACAGUUAGAUAAUAAUAUUCUGUAAAUGAUAUUAUAAUAUUUAUAGGAUUUAGAAUAAGAUCAUAAAAAAAAGAAAUAAGAAUUUGAUAGAAUUAUGUUAGGAGUUGAAAGUGAUUAAAGUUCUUUAGUUAAUGAAGUUAAAAAAUUAAGAGAUGAAGUUUAUGCAUUAGAUAGAAAAAUUAGACUUAAUAAAUUUAAUUCUGAAAUUUUGGAAAUUAAAAUUUAAAGAUUAAAUGAUGAAGUAAAAUUAAUAUAAAUUAUUUAUUUUAGGUUGAAUAUGGUAAGGGAGGUAAAUAAUUAUCAUCUUAAUUUAAAUCUAAUGCUGAAAUGUUACAAUAAAGAAUUUUGAAAUUAGAAGAAAAUAUUAAAAAUCUUAAAUAGUAAAGAGAAUUAGUAAAAGAAAAUUAUGAACCAUCAUUAAGACAAGUAAUAUUUUAUGAUAAUUAAAUAGAUGAAUUAUUUUAGUGAUUUAAAAAAGAUAUUAAAUGUUAAAUUCUAAUAAUUAUCAAAUGAGUAGGGACAAAAAUAAUAAAUGAAAGCAGGAGCCAAUAGAUUAGUUAUUGGUUGA